AUGGGAUUGAUGCAGCAGACUGGUUCAAGUACAGGCCUUGCAUCUACCCCAACGACAAGCAAUGCAGAUGAUCCCCCAGACACACCAUCCGGAAUCACCUCUCAGAUUCCUCGCGAAGACAAGAUACCAGAAGUUGCACCGUCCCCGUCUGAUUAUGGGAGUGUGAGAAUCCGGCAUUCGGGCGUCAGCUAUAUUAGUAGUUCGCAUUGGGCAGCAGUGCUUGAUGAUAUUGCAGAACUGAGGGAUCAUAUUGAACAGGAUAAUGAGCUGCAUGAGAUGGUCACAUACUAUGAUCAUAAUUCAAGCUCCUUGCCCAGUCCGCAACUGUUUUAUAGUGGUGGGUGUACACAUAUAAGCGUCGAUUCGAUUCUUGAGUCGAUACCACCACGACCUGUCGUCGAUAGGUUGAUUUCCCGCUAUUUUAAUGAAUUGGACUUGUCAUCGGGCGUUCCUCACACUGGCAAAUUCCUCAGAGAGUACGAAGAAUUCUGGAAAUCCCCACACGAUGCCCCAAUCGUAUGGAUCGGCUUGCUGCUCAGCAUGAUGUGCCUCUCAACCCAAGUCCAGAACCUCUCCCUCGACAAGUCCACAACAACAACAGCCCCAGACCAAAUCAAGAUCUUCCGAGAACAGAUCACCCAAUGCCUACUAUUAGGCCACUACACAGAAGGCGGACCCCACGUCCUCGAAACCCUAACCCUAUACCUCAUGACCGAAGUCUUCCCCUCAAAAGACACCGCACCGGGCCUCCGCAUCCUAGCAAGCACAAUAGUAACAAUAGCAACGCAAAUGGGCUACCACCGCGACGCAAAACACUUCCCAAACAUAACCCCCUUCGCCGCCGAAAUGCGCCGCCGAACCUGGGCCGUAAUAGUCCAGAUCGACUUCAACAUCUCCAUGCAGAUGGGACUAGCCCGGAUAAUAAAGUCCACGCAGACAGACGUCGCCGAGCCUCGGAACCUGCUCGAUUCCGAUUUCGACGAAAACACCCCCAUACUACCGCCCAGCAGGCCUGAAUCAGAAAUCACGCCGACGCUGUACACGCUCGCGAAGACCAGGCUGAUUGUCGUCGGCGCGCAGAUUGCCGACGUAGCCACGGAGCCGGGCAUGUGCUCUUACGCGCGUGUAUUGGAACUGGAUGGGCUGGUUGCGGAGUAUCGGGCUGCGCUGCCGGCUAGUAUGAAGUGGGAUGGGCUUGAGUCUUCGCUUUCUGUUCCGGCGCAGGUGCUUAUUAAGAGGAUUUGGCUGGAGGCGCGCGAGAAGGAGCGGAAGUAUCCGUAUUCUAGGUCUACUUGUGUGGAAGCUGCUAUGAAGAUUUUGGAGUUGCAGCAUUUGGUUGAUGAAGAGACGAGGGUGGAUGGGCGGUUAUAUCAAACUAGGUGGAGGGUGACUGCGUCGUUUAUUCAUGAUUUUUUGCUGGCGACUAGCUUGCUUUGUUUCUAUCUGCAGAGCCAGCCUGUGAUGGAACAGGAGGAGAGCUCGGGUGUUGAAGUUGAUGAUUAUGCUUGGACUGGUAGGAUCAAGCAGUUGUUGAGGUUAUCACAGGUUAUCUGGUUGCGGGAAAGCCACAGCUCCCAAGAGGCUCGGAAGGCAGCGUCUGCUCUGCAUUAUGUUCUUGGGGAUCAAGGUGAAUCUGGACAUCCGAAACCGAAUUUGACUGGUCACGUAUAUGGUCCUGAUAUGAUGCCUGCGGAGUUCAUGAAAUUAGAUUUUGCCUUUGUGGAAGAAAUCUUUAGGCCAGAGCGCGUUUUGCCUGAACCCCUAGAUGACGAAGCUUGGGAUGGCGACUGGCAGCAGAUGCAAGUAUGA
Molecule: messenger RNA, 1809 nt
Organism: Penicillium verhagenii
Lineage: Eukaryota; Fungi; Ascomycota; Eurotiomycetes; Eurotiales; Aspergillaceae
Product: fungal specific transcription factor domain-containing protein
Exons: 5
Coding region: 1-1809 (602 amino acids)
Biological process (GO): DNA-templated transcription
Cellular component (GO): nucleus
Molecular function (GO): DNA binding; zinc ion binding
Source: RefSeq, a predicted model, not a curated record